This is a messenger RNA of Mercenaria mercenaria, 6384 nucleotides long. RefSeq lists its product as uncharacterized. The transcript has 7 exons. Bases 1005 to 1826 code for a protein of 273 amino acids. Lineage: Eukaryota; Metazoa; Mollusca; Bivalvia; Venerida; Veneridae. The record is from RefSeq and is a predicted model, not a curated record.
UGUGUACAAGAGUCGCAUUCAAAUAAUUCAAAAAUAAGUAGCGCUCUCCACCUCCAUCCCCCACCUCCUCCAAUUUAUUAGACAUCAUCGAAUACAUAAAAGUGUAUUAAAAAUAUAAAUUCAACCAAUCAGAAGUAUGGACAUGGCACAUUUUAUAUUUCAUAUUCUCCCUGUCACGAAAACAAAUUAGAAGUGUUUUCGGCUCAUCUUUUUUCAAAUGUCGUUUGAAGAGUUAUUUUACUUUGUUUUUAUUAAUAAAUACUAAGACCAGAAAAGUUAUCACAAGACCAGACCAGAGUUGGUACAACGAGUCAUAUAUUUAGAAGCAGACAAAAAUGUAUAAUAAUAUUUAGUUUAACAAACAGACAUCCCCCAUUGCAAAUAAUAUAAAAAUAAAAUAAGUCAGUUUGAGUUAAAAGGUUAUUAUCAGAUUUAAAUUAGUCACGUUCAAGAACAGUAUCCAAUCUGCUAAUUUUUCAUUUUUCUAAUGAUAUAAUGGCUAUUCUGUUAAAUAAAAUGAUCGAAACGGACAGUGAAGUUGUGGUAGUAAGGAAAUUCAAUCCUUAGUUUGAAAUAUGUCCUUUACUCGAAGACGUGGUAAAUGGUCUCACCAAGAAGGUAGCCCCCUCAAACAGAAAUCCUAUGCGCAGCAGUGUAAACUUCAAACCAUUAAUUAUAUUAUGCAGAUCAAAGAAUUGACAAAAACACACGUUUCACAAUAGGUUUACGUUUGUCUGCUUUAAGCAACAUUUCCAUACUCCGUGCAGUUCCAGAUAUAAGAAGUCAACCGUUUCAGAAUAUUUUCACAUUGAUAUUUUGUUUUUGAAAUACUCUUAUAUUUGACUGCCCGAUUAGUUUAGAAAGGAAAUUAUAUGAUCUCCAAAUCAAGUUAUCGUGAUUUAGAUAAGCAGUGGGACAGUCAUCCUGUAACAUUGUAAACAUAUCAUUACUAAUACAGCUCUUUUGUCUGUUAUAGGAAUGGAUAAAAAAAGUUACGCUCGGAAAUGUCAGAUGUACAUUCAACGUUUUGCUUGUCCGCUGACAGUGGAUAUGGAAGUGCAGGGACAGUUCCCGCUUUAAGAGAAUCAGAUACAUACGAAACUGAAGAACUAGAUGUGGACGGCCGAAAGUACGAUAAGGUAGAUGAAAGACUGUUUGGUAAAGCAUUUCAACCAGAUAAGAAAAACACACAGGCACAACGGAAUGUAAAACAUGAAUUACAUUCAGAGGAUAUUGAUUAUGAACCUGUAAACUUUUCUCACGAACACGAUGUAUGCAAAAGAGUAAAUGACAUUGAACCAGCAAAUCAAGGAUCUUCUGAGGGACUAGGAGCAAUAGGCAAUAGGGAAGAAGCACCGAUUAAAACAAAACCAAAGAUAUACAUGGAAGAGCUCAAAUCAAGACUGAAGAGUGAUCACCGAGGUUUGUCAAGCGUUGUUGGAAAAGAUACACAGGCUAAGACAUCUUUAUUGAAAAGUGCUUCAUUAGCCUCUGUUGCAUCAUCAUAUUUAUCUGUCAAAAUAGGAGACGAAACGUCUGAUAAUGUGACACCUUCAACUGGACAGCCUGUAGUACAAACGCAAGUUGGAGAACGUGGAAAUUUUAGAAGAGAUUCAUCUUUUGCAUCCUCAUAUUGUCAAUCCGAGGAGGAGAUGAAAUAUCUGACAAUGUUAAGUUUCACCUUCCCAGUCAGCAUAGCAUGUCAGAAAGUUAGCAAUACCAUGCAUAAAAUUAACAAAGAUUCAAUCAAUAAAACAGAAAAGGUAAGGCAACUGGUGCAUAGGGUCAGGAUUCAAAAUAUACUUCAAAUUUCUUUAAAAAUAUAAUUUGCUCACGUACAUAGCAAUAUUGUAGUGUACUAAAUGGGAGGUAGGUUUAACUUUAAUUUUAACAAUGAUUACGACUAUCCAGUUCUAGAAGAAUGAACACAUUUAUACGCUUACUUGCCUGUGCUGGAUCGAGUCGCACUCUGGCUUUGAGAGGAAUUCAUCUUCAUCAGUUGUACUGUUCAGGUGACCGAUCGUACCUUGAAUCAUACAUAGAAUAGUAUCUGCGGUCUUCUUUCAUCAUUUUCAAUUAAAGGAUUUCAGCUGGAUGUAAAUCUUUCAAAUAAAACAUUUAAUUUAUUCGUUUGCAAACAACAUGUGAAAGUGUUUAGUGAUUAAAACCCCAACAACAGGAAGUUCUGUAACACGACAGUGUUCACGAAGACACAUUCUUCCAUUAUCCUGUGAAUAACACAACUACAAUUCAGUCACUGUGCCUUAUAACAAAUCUACAUUCUUUUCAGCAGUGUAUAGUGGGUUGAUGCAGAUAUAUUUGUAAACUAUAUUAGACAUUGAUGGAAAAGAUUUAUGAACUUUUGAACCUUCUCUUAGAUAAAAUUCCUUUCAGAGUAGAACAACUGAUAUGUUUAGUUUCGUAGUGGUUAAAAGCUAAAGACGUAUGACUGUUAUAGAUUUUUGAUUAAGCCUAAAAGCUACAAUCACACAUAUGAUCGUGCGUUGAGAUACGGUGCGAAUAAAAUUGGUCUGUGGGGGUGCGGACACGGAUAAGUAUGGGGCAGUACGUCUUAGUACGGGAAAAAUGAUUAUAAUCGGAGAUACAAAAAAUACAGGACGCGAAUAAGUACUACGUUGAACUACGUUUUACUGCGCCUGGCAACUUUCACAGCGCGUGGACGGGUCUGCGGUGGACUUCGUUGAACUACGUUCAAGUCCGGGCAGCCUCAGAUAACUACGUUCAGCUACAUAUCAAUACGGCAAGGUACGUUUCAGUAUUGAUAACUAAGAGUUAGUACGUUUAACUACGGAUGAAUAAGUUUCAUCCAAGUUGGGCUAAAGUCACGCUCAAAUGCUUACGGCGCGGAUAUCUACAUCUAGUCACGAAUAGAAACGUAGUAAUUCGUAUCGAUCAGUACCUGAGCCGUACCGCAAAUUAGUAAUCGUAUCAAUUCAUACCAACACUUGGUCAAACGUAUUCAAGACUUAUCCAAACCUUGCACGUUUCUCCAACUUUUGAACAUGCACACAAGUUUGAGCGAUCCGUAGGCAUUUCAGCGUGACUUUAGUCCAACUUGGUUGAAACAUCUGAAGUUAAACGUACUAAAACGCAGUUAUCCGUACUGAAACAUACCUUGCCGUAGCUGAACGUAGUUAUCCAAGGUCAACGUAGUUCACCGCAGACCCGUUCAGCCGCUGAGCAAGUUGCCGCGCGCAGUAAAACGUAGUUUAACGUAGAACUCUGUACCGUUCCUUCCAUUUUCCCCGUGCUGAGACGUACUGCUCCGUACUAAUCCGUGUCGCACCCCUCCCCCCCCCCCCCUCUCCACCACCACACACACAGACCAAUCCCAUCCGCACCGUACAUCAACGCAAUGUCAUAUCCGUAUAUGUGACUGUACAUUAGGCUAGGGGAAGUGGGAGGAGCUGCACUUCUCAUCACCUCUAUCUAACAGAGUCUGCUAAAAUUUUGCUCGGUGGCAUUCUGUAUUUCCAAAGUUUAUUCUUAUUUAUCACAUGUUUGAUGUCGCGGGAGGAAAAUAAAGCCAUUACAUAAAAAUCAUAAUAAACUUGUGUAAUAAAUCUUUGACUUUGACGUCAGUGUCGUUUAAGUAUAUGAGACAUUGGUCAAAUUGACAUUUUAUAAUAGUAAAAGAAAGUAGAUUGUUUUUAUAUUUCGACAGAAAAAGCUAACAUAUGAUAAAAAGAAUAUUACAUUUGUGACUUUCCACAUUAAAUUUAUUAAACUUGUUGAAUAAGAUUGAUAAAAUGCUCGGCAGAAACUCGCUAUUUAUUAUUUUAUCCAACUCAUUUGAAAAAUUUCAUAUAAAAAGAUAGUCGUGUCACAUCCUCAUUUUUUUACAGUUUUGAAAUUCCAUUCCAAUUUAAUAUGCAUUGUACUAACCUAAGUAAUGUAUUUUUGUAAAAAUUGUCAGAACGCGGUAGCCGUUUUAUUUUGGUUUAACAUCGCGUUAUACUCGUACAACGUAUUAAGUAAGAACUUGAAACAAAAAGACAUGGUUUCUUCAAUCUUCAAAGUUUGUAUUCUAAUGUUUUGAUAUUAUAUACUAUUAUUAGUUAAAAGUGAAAUUUGUUUUUGUUGCGACUUGACUUGAAUUUAACUUGAGUAGCUGAAAUUAUAACCAUUGAGUUUGAAGUUCAUAACAACUGUCUGCCUCAAACGUAAUAUUAGAGGUAUAAUAUAUGGUGAGGUUACACUGUGACUGUUUUUAAAUGUUGUUUUGUGGUUUAAUAAUAUUUUUGAUGUUCAGUAAAUUAAUAUCUUUUUGUUAGUACAUUGUACUUUGCAUUGCUAUUUUGUUUACAGACUUUUGUUCAUGUAGAUUUGCUGUUAAACAAAAAAAAAAUGUACUGUAAUUGAUAAUUUCAUAUUUUAUUUUAUAUUGCAAAUACUUGCGAUUUUCUUUGUGUUGUACGGCAAAGCUCUCCCAUUAUUGGCCUUGUAUAUAGCUAUGUUGACUAAAGACACUAGCAAAAUUAAAAAAAAAUAUGCUGUGGUCACUUUCUUAUAUCUGCAGGAAGCACACUUAUUUUCGUAGAAUGAACAUUUCCUAUCCGAUUUGACUGUUUUGACGCUGGGAGUAAAACAUGAUACAUGCUAACGCACACAUCUAACAUUGACAUAUAUUUUAUGAGAGAAGAGUAUGAACUUCAACUUUCUGUUGCAAAGUAUUUAAAAUAUUUCAAAUUGUCAUUUAAAAAUGUGUUAAUAUUUGCUUUUCUGUAAUUUAAUAUUUUAUCAUGGCAUGAACUAGAAAGUUAAUUAACAAACUGGACUCAGAUUGCCGAAAUAUAUUAUUCGUCUCAUCCAGAGAUGGGUUAUUUAAGCUGUGUACUCGUCCACAGACACUUUUGGCAGGAUCCUCAAACCUCUGCCCCUUCCAACUUUAUGCCAAUAUCUUUUAGCAUUGUAACAAGAACUGAGCCUAGGUGACGAUCAUAGAACAUGUUUAUUACAAUUUCAGCAAAGCUUAAAUAUGAACCAUUUACAGUCAAUGCUCAUUGUACUACAAGCCUUGAUCUAUAAAUAUUAAAAGUAAUACAAGCCUGGCAAAUACGAAAUUGACACUGGGAACACCCGUUCUGGAUUAAGCCUUCCAGGGUAUCAAAAAUAAUGCGUAUCGAUUUUAAAGCAGGUAUCAAUUCACACGAAGAAAAAAAUCAUCGAUUUAUGAAAUUAACUGAUUUUCAUUUUGAAACCGGAGUUUCAGUUGGCAGUACCGGCAUCAUGUGACGGAACGGUAACAGACCGGUCGACUAAUGACAGGGAUAAAUAUGUAGGGGCAAUUUUUAAAAAUUGAGUAGAGAAUUGUUUCCAAGUUUUUCAUAAUUGCAUGCCUUAAUAUAAGAGGCAUUGAUAGUAAAAGCAGCAUUUUCAAAAUAAUGCUAAAAUUGUAACAAAACAAUUUUUUUUAUCGGGCCUUAUUCUCAUUUUGUGUUAAAAUGAUAAAAGAUAUUGGCUUAAAGUUGAUAGAGGAUGACGAAAGAGGGCCUCGCCCUAAGUGUCUUUGUUCAACAAACACCAGUCAAUAACAACAACCUUUGAGAAAAUACAAGAUUUAUAAAGUUAAAAACAAGAUCAUUAAUCAGAUAUUGAAAUUGCUAAUACAUGUAUAAACAUGCUUCCGCAUGAUGUCAUAAUACUAACGUAAAUGUCCGAAAUAGGCGUGUUUCUACAUUUCCAAUUUAAAAUUAUUAUAAACUGUUUAACAAAAGUUCUGACGUAAUUGUAUAUACACUUCUUAAUUACUUUGUACCUCGAUGUUACGAUUGUAAAAUAUCUAAUCUGGGCAUAUAUAUAAUGCAAAAUAAUUUUCUCUGUUUUAUUGUAAAUAAAAAAGUCUGUGUUCGUCCUUAUCUAUCAAUAUUGUUCAACUGUUUUGUAACUCUAUCUAUAUCAAUUAUCUUGUAUAAUUACAGAAUUGGAAUAAUAAGCAUGUCAACGACACGGCUGUCUUUUGAUGGGAGCAAAUAAUCAGUAUUUUUUUAAAACUUCCGUUCUCUCAACUCUUUCCUAAAUCAAAUACAAUCAAGUAUAUAAAGACCACAAUCACCUCAUACUGACCAGGAACUUUAAUUACCUGAAUCACAGUUUAAAUGCCCAUUACUUUUCAGGAAAAAAUCUACACCUGGAAUGCACUCCUUAACCGUAUACACCCCAUACGUAGUUCAGUUCUAGUUCAUUGCAUUAGAUACUUCUUUAUUUUUACAUUGCACCUAGUGAGAUCUAUAUUUUACUUUAAAAGCAGCCACUAUAUAUUGCUAUCAUUUAUGACUGUUUCAAAAAUGUGUUUGUGUAAUUUAUAUUAAUGACAUGAUUUCCGCAUUUUUUUGUGUAAUAUUAGAAGGGUCAUACAUCAUG